AUGACCAUUGCCUACCCGCAGGAAGCUGCCUCGCCCCAUGCACGUGACCAAGAGGACACCAGCCUAGAGCUGCCAGCGUCCACGGCCGCAUCGUCUCCUCCGUACGCAAACGGUGUUUGGCACGACGACGUCUCCAGCCCGGCAGCUGGCUAUGCGGGUGGUCAAGUAUACGGCAUGGCCCAAGCCAACACCCACGUCCUCAACCCCAGCGCCAGACCGUUCCAAACACAGCAACCAGCACAUCUUGUCGACACCCAGCUCUUCCCCUCCCCCGGUCAGAGUCUCUCCUCCAGUCAAGGUCUCUCCCCCGGCCAAGGUCCCUUCCCCAGUCAAGGUCUCUCCUCCGGUCAAGGUGUCUCUUCCGAUCAAAGUGUCUCCCCCGGUCAAGUUACCUUCUACAGCCCAGGUCCCUCUGCCAGUCAAAGCCACACCCAAGCCGUGAUAUUACCCCCGACAAGCAACUACCGAGGAGACCCGAACACACCCGAAAACCAAUGCGCCGACAUCCCCUCAGACCAGAACGUAUCCCGCUUCGUCGCGGGCCUGCCGCCAAACUGUACCAUCAACAUGCUGCUCGGCAGCAUCCGCGAAAUCGGCAAGGUUUAUUCGUCUAAUAUGGUCCCGCCCGACAGCAGCUUUGGUUACUCCACGGCCGGCGCCAAGAUAGUCUUCUGGGACCGCGCGGGGGCGCACCGCCUCGACGACUUGUGGGGGCAGGGGGACUGGUAUGUCGGCACCUAUAUGCUGAUCCUGCGGCCCAAUCGCAUCCGCAUGGCCGAGCACGUGGCGUCGAGGUGCUCGCGGGUCCUCGUACUCCACGGUCCGAGCUGCAUCGUUGAUCGACACUACCUAACAGCGUUUUUCCAACGGUUGUUCACAUUCGAUAUGAACGAUGUUGUCGUGAUAAUUGAGGACCAGGUGCACAAGGUGCGCAAGCUCGAGUACCGCUUCGCCUCAUAUCGGUGCCAGGCCCAGUUCGCGGAAAAGUGGUGUCGGGAGGCUAAGCACGGCCGCCAGAUCCCGUGGGCGCCGAUGUCGCUGGUGGAGCGGCAGGCCUGGAGGCAGGUCAAGAUCUCUUGGGGAAGCGACCCUUGCGCCUGA
Molecule: messenger RNA, 1101 nt
Organism: Anthostomella pinea
Lineage: Eukaryota; Fungi; Ascomycota; Sordariomycetes; Xylariales; Xylariaceae
Source: the annotation of a GenBank genome assembly